Molecule: messenger RNA, 1668 nt
Organism: Cotesia congregata
Lineage: Eukaryota; Metazoa; Arthropoda; Insecta; Hymenoptera; Braconidae
Source: the annotation of a GenBank genome assembly
AUGACUGCCGCGUGUACAGAUGAGACACUAUUGUGUCAACAAAUAAUCACUACUAGUUCAAACAACUCGACAUUUUUUGAAGUCCAAAAAAAUGAUUUAGAUAAAAAAUUGUUUACAGACAAUAGCAACAGUGAUAGUAAUAAUACAAGAAAAAGCUUAGCUAAUGGUGAAGAUAAAAUAGAAAGAGCGACUGUGGAUGUAGAUGUGGAGCCUUGUACGAGACAACUGGAUAUAUAUCUGGAAUCUCGUGGAAUCCGGACGUGGGACGAGCAUGAGUACACGUGCAUCGGAGAAGCCGCGUCGUCGAGCAGCCUAGAGAGCACAAGCCACGAGUUAAUAAGCGAGGGAAACUCAUCCGGAUACAAUUCAUCCGGUAUUGACGAUAAAAGUAAACGCGACUCUGAUUCUAUUUCAACUUCUAGCAGAAGCGACUCCGGAGAAAUGAAUUGCGUCGCUUCUUUGAUCACCAACUCGAUAAAGGACAUUGAAAAUUCGGUCAAUAAAGUUACUCUGAAUGACAUUGAGCUGAAGAAAGAUAAAGUUAAACGUAAGAUAAUAAAUGUGAGUAAAAAAUGUGCGAGGAAAGAAAUAGACCACGAGGGAAUUGAAAUGUUUCACGAGGCUGUCAGGAUUGGAGAUGCUUCUAAAGUUGAAGAGCUGGUGACAUAUGGUCUUAUUGAUGAUCUUGAUGAACCUGAUUGGAAUGUUUCUGGUGAUCCGCCGCUUCUUGUCGCUGCUAGUAAUCAUUCUUUGCCGGUCUUGGGCAUAUUGUUGGCAAGCGGGUGCGAUGCAGGCGCACGUUCGCCUCGAGGAGAAACUGCGCUACAUCGAGCUAUUCUUAAUGGAGGACCUGGUAAUGUUAAAGAGUUUGUUAAAGAAUUGCUGGAGAAUGGAUGCUCGCCGAGUGUUAAAGAAGCUGGAGGUGGUUUGACAGCACUCCACAUUCUUGCACGACAGCUAGCACACAUGCAGCCGUCAAGAAGUCUUCACUAUAACUUUGAAGAAGCUCUAGAGACACUUUCGAUUCUUGCUAAAGCCGGCGCGGUCAAUGAUAAAGAUCAUCAAGGACGCAGUGCGCUACAUAUUUUAGCUUCAUCGACAAUACUUGAUAGUAACAAUAAAAAAGAAAUAGAAUUAUUGAUAAAAAUAUUACUAGAAGCAGGAGCUGAUCCGACUUUAAAAAAUGAUCGUGGUGAAACAGCGCUCCAUGAAUCAUUAGAAUACGGUGCUUUGAAUACUGCUGAUAUAUUAAUGCCCCACACACCGACUGGAAUAAUAUCACGGUAUGGUGAAACGCCUCUCCAUAUCGCCGCGAGAAAAAAUCAUACUGAAGUGGUGGGUAAAUUGCUUAAAAAUGGCGAAGAUCCAAGUAUACAAGAUGCUGGUGGUAAUACUUGUUUGCAUCUGGCUUCGGCUCGAGGUUUCCAUCAAAUAGUAUCAUUAAUAGUGACCUCGCCGCUAGCACAACUUGAAAAAGUUAACGAUGAAGGUCUUACCGCCCUCCAAGUAGCUGCAGAAAGCGGUUUUGUUAAUGCUGUUAAAAUAUUGCUCAAAGCCGGUGCAAAUCCGGCUCUAAUUACUAGUAAUUGUUCAGUACUACGUCGUCAUCCUGAUAUUUCGAUAAUUAUCAACCACGAAUUGACAAAACGUCGUCAACUUGCUACUUAA